This is a messenger RNA of Aethina tumida (small hive beetle), 2637 nucleotides long. RefSeq lists its product as uncharacterized. Gene Ontology annotation, cellular component: membrane. The record is from RefSeq and is a predicted model, not a curated record. The coding region runs from base 177 to 2531 and encodes 784 amino acids. The transcript is spliced from 6 exons. NCBI's taxonomy places the organism in Eukaryota, Metazoa, Arthropoda, Insecta, Coleoptera, Nitidulidae.
AAUAAAACAAUGCUAAACUGUAGUGUUAGCAUUUCCAAUGUUAAAUCUAUAUAAAUACAAAAUGAAAUGUUUAUGACAUUAUCUUAUAUUCUUAACAAAUAGAAAUUAACAAUACUAGAAUUAAUUAAUUUAUUAUCAGUUUUAAGUCUGUGCUCGGUGUUAGAGUGUGGAAAAAUAUGGGAGAGGAGGCCGCUACAGAAAUAGGGAACGAUGUAUCCAAAGAGGAGCGUGGGACGAAAAAAAGGGGCAAAUGCCACAUUAACCCUAACUUGAUAAUGCUUAAACUUACUCUCUUUAUGUUCUAUGGAGCUACGUCUUCGUUGGUACCAUAUUUAACAAUUCACAUGCAAAGCAUAGGACUGAGCAUGGAGCAAAUUGCAUUGAUAUACUUAUCGCUACCGUUCACGACUUUCUUAGCACCACCUUUAACGGGUUAUCUCGUAGAUAAAUUUGGACAGUACAAACCGGUGGUCAUUGUCUCCUUCAUCCUUACGGCCGUUCUUCAUCACUCGCUGCUGUUUCUGCCGCAGAAAGAGUUGCCAGGUGUGGUGCCGAACGGCUACAUCAUAACCCAUCCCAAAAAAUUGAAGGUUGACAUUUGGUGGAGUCCCUGUCCCAGCAGGGAAUGUCCGGACGAGGAGGAAUUGGAUUUGGUUUUGGACAUGUGCGAGGAUUAUUGUCUGAUAAAGAAUAAGAAACCGAAGAACGUGAGCCAAAUCAAUCCUGGCACCGAGGACGAUCUGUCAUUUCAUUUGGGCAAAAAUGGUGCGAGGAAUUUCACGUUGGAUAUGCACCCCAACCUAGGCGAUCCCAUAGAACAACUGGGUAUUGAAAUGGAGACGGACGACGACGACGAAACGAUGGACAUCCAGAAGCGAUUCCCCGAAAAGAUGCUGAGAAAAUUCGGCGUCGACUUCGAGGAAUUAAUCGCGCAAGAUCUGCGAUGCGGCGGCCUGGUGGACGAGAGCAACGAUCACACCAAAAAGCAACUGACAAAGAACUCCCUGGAUUGCAUAGUGCAGCGGUGCGAAUUUCGAUCCGGAGGUCCCGAAAGAUGUCCACCUAGUUACGUAAAGGCCACGGAGCAAACGUUUUGGCUCUAUUUUGGACUGAGAUUUGUAGCUACUGUUAUGUUGACGGCUGGAGUCACCAUCAUGGAUCCCAUAGCUUUGACUAUGAUUGAGAAAUAUGGAGGCGACUUCGGCAAGGAACGGUUGUUCUCCAGCUUGGGCAUGGCUAUAUUUUCUCCUGUAACGGGGGCCUUGAUUGAUUGGAACUCGGACCGCUUAGGUCACACUGAUUAUUCUUACGCAUUUUACACGUUCGAUGUGUUGUUAAUAAUGUCCUCCAUAGCGGUAUAUUUGAUGCCUUUGGGGUCCAAGUUACCCGCAGAUAAUAUAUUUAGAGAUUUGUUCAACAUAUUCAAGAUGCCUCACUUGGUAGCCUUCAUUUUCUUCUUGUUCAUCCUAGGAAACUUGUGGGGCUUCAUCGAGAGCUACCUCUUCUUCUAUCUUAAAGAACUGGGAGCCCCGAAUAUUCUCUUAGGUAUCACUGUUACAGUUGGUACUAUCAGUAGUUUGCCAUUUUUGUAUGGCGCAGAAAAUAUCACUAAAGAAAUUGGCCACGUCAACAUAAUAAUCAUUGCCUUCUUUGCGCAUGCUGCCAGACUUGCUGGUUACUCCGUUAUAGAGAGUGCCUGGUGGUGUUUUCCGUUCGAGGCAAUGGAAAGUUUAUCCGUUCAUCUUAUGUGGGUAGCAGCGGCGACCUACUGUGCAGUCCUUGCACCAAAAAGUCUCCUAGCCACUCUUAUAGGUGUUAUAGGAAUGGCACAUUUUAGUAUUGGCAGAGGAACUGGUAGUUUCUUUGGCGGUCACAUUAUUGGCAAGUUUGGAAUCAGACAGAGCUUCCGACUUAUGGCAUUCGUUGCCUGUUCCUCCGGCAUCGCUUACGCUUUAAUCUACUGUCUUUGGUUGAAACAGAUUGAGAUCAAUGGCGAAAAAGACGAAUCUGCUUUAGAAAAUGGAGAAGCCGAAAAACUAACUGAUGAACCGAAGACAAGAGACGUUGGCACCAUGUGUAGUUUUGAGAAACUGGACAGCAGAUUGAGUUUAAUGGUGGAAUAUAACCAGAUUGGUUCUUUAACAUCUUUGGGAAGAGUUAGGACAGGUGACGGAGUUUCCAUGAUGAGAGGCAGAAGCAUCAGUAUGAGAAGAGAGAGCGAUUUUGGCCCUACAAGCAAGAAAGGAAGCACAUCCAAGACAGACUUGCUGAAAUCUGCUCUUGAAGUGAAUAAUUCUAGAAAUUCCAAUCCCCAUAUCAAAAUUUCAAGUAAUCAUUUAAAUAAAGUUAAUGGAACUAGCAACAGCGACAAAUUGAACGCAGCAUUUAGCACACCGAAACUUUCUCACAGAAGUGCCAGUUUAAUAAACGAAAAAGACACUGCGAAUGUAUUGAACGAGAAAGACGAAAUUGUAUACGAUGAAAUUAAGCAUAAACAAAAUGCUGAAAAAGAUGAUAAACAAGGCCCCUAGUAUUUACUCAAUGUAUCACUUUAUCGCCUGUAUACUCAUCUCAUUGAAUUAUUAGACUUUAGGUUCUCAUAUAAUAACACAUAGUGAAUAAAGAAGUUGAAUUUUG